Messenger RNA from Pocillopora meandrina, 633 nucleotides. The record is from the annotation of a GenBank genome assembly. Lineage: Eukaryota; Metazoa; Cnidaria; Anthozoa; Scleractinia; Pocilloporidae.
AUGGUUCAGUCGAUAGCGAUGCAACAGAGCCCUCGAACUCCGCUUACACUUUACAGAUUUCUGCUGAAAUGUGUGAGAAAAUUACCUGAAGAGACACAGAAGCAUUAUAAGCACCACGUGAAGCAGGUAUAGUAUAGUGAUGAUAGACAGCUGAUGCUAGUACAGUUUAUAAUAUUGGGGUAUUUCAACCUUACUGACUUGCCUUUUUGCUGCAAGAAAGAUGCCAUUAUUGUCUAUGAUUAUGAUUUUAUAGGGAGCUUUGAUCAAAAGCAAAAACUUAUAAAUCAUAAAUAUUCUGAGGCUGUGGAUAUAUAAUGUCCCCUAAAUACCUCAAACCCCUACAGGUUUGUAAAAAAGGACUAUACCUUGAAAAGGACGGGAAUAAUUUGUGAUAACAGACAAGAGUUAAAUCAUCUAUUGAUUAUAAAUUGGAUAUUACUUUUACUAUAAGUCAGCCUUCUGCAUUUAUCAGAGAUUGUUUCUGUUUAGGCCUACGCAAGUCACUGUGAUGAAACUGACCCGCAAAGAAUACAACAAAUAAUUGACAGAGCUAUACAGGAUGCAGAAUGGCUGAUGAAAAAGGUAUUGAACAAGAAACAAACUUUGGAUCAAUGUCGGUGUCUGAGCUACUGA